This is a messenger RNA of Anopheles funestus (African malaria mosquito), 6531 nucleotides long. RefSeq lists its product as uncharacterized. The record is from RefSeq and is a predicted model, not a curated record. Gene Ontology annotation, biological process: transmembrane transport; carbohydrate transport. NCBI's taxonomy places the organism in Eukaryota, Metazoa, Arthropoda, Insecta, Diptera, Culicidae. Gene Ontology annotation, molecular function: sugar transmembrane transporter activity. The transcript has 8 exons. The coding region runs from base 1597 to 4419 and encodes 940 amino acids. Gene Ontology annotation, cellular component: membrane.
AGGAGCAGGAUAGAACCAGCAUGCAAAAAUGCACUUAUUCUCUCAUCCUUUCAUGUGCGCAGGCGCCCUUGGAGCAAAACCCGAUACCACAGACAACACAGUUUUGCUCGACGAACAGUUCAGUUGUAAUGCGGGUUGCUUAGGCUGCAGGGAUUUAUCGGCCGCGGUCCGUUCGUCCGGGAAGAUAGAUUGCAAUACAAAAAUUGUGCUCUAAAUAAUUUGCCAAAAUGACGGCUUUUCACCGCUAAAAAGUGUACAUCAUUAGCAGCAGCAGCAACAAUUUUCCCCGCAAAAGUUUUAUUCGUAGGCCUACUUGGAUGCAUCAAAACCAUCGAACGUGCGUCUACAUGUAUGUGUGUGUGUUUGUUGUGGGAAAUUCCUGAAGAAAAUUCCCAUGGCAAAAAAGCACAUCCAGUGAGAGGGGAGUGUGCGUGUACCGUGGAACGCGAAUCCCAUAAACGGAUUGGCCCCUUUCAGCUGAUCUUUCUGGUGGAUGCUGGUUGUUUAGGAAAAUGUGAUUUUUCCAACGGGAUGGAUCGAUGAAUGAAUAAAUGAAAAUGAAUGAAAUGUGUAUCAGUGUGUGUCUUGUGCAGCAAAACGAAAACGAACCGACGAGAUGGAACAAACGUGACAGUGCUCGGUUUCCGUUGCAGUAAUGUGUGGUGCCUCGUGCCCUCUGUACAUGUGCAUGAUUGUGUAUGUGUGUGCACACAGUUGAGAAAUGUGCGGUGGAAUGCCGGGAAACGGGAGUACAUCAGGUCUAUCAGUUCCAGUGUGUGCGGAUGUGUGGCAGUGGAAAUGUGCGUCAAAAGCAUCGACAAGAUGAAGCCAAUCGCGCGAUAAGUGAAACAAUGUGAAUGUGCGUGUGCGUGAAUGAAAUUUAAAAUAAAAGCUGUGAAAAUGUGAUAUUCUUUCCCGAGAAAAAGCACACAAAUUGAACGGCUUACGCGUAGUAAGUGUAUGUGUAGCUUAAUAUGUGCUGCUAGCUGUGAACCAUAAUCCCAUCAUCCCGUUCGAUGUUCGACUCCCUUUUCCUUUUGGAUACCAUGUGUGUAGAUUUGCGUACGAUGCAACGGCCAUUGCAAUGAACAUACCACCCUUAAACAAGCGCACUCCAACAUUGAAGUGCACUCGAUCGUAACAUAUUUUACAUGCUGCUGCCGAUCACACCUCGCACACAUUUUCCUUCUGAGUGCUCUCAACUUUAGUAACCAACGGAAGGACAUGAUUUUGAGGUCGUAAAGUUUGCCGAAAACAACCGCUGAAUGUCUGUGAUUUUAUUUUUUGUGGCAGAUCUGAAGAUAGCAUGUGCACUCGAAGUCAUUGCUAGCGGCACGAUAGACACUAUCUGUUUUCCAUCGAUGAAACUAGUAUUAUAAAAGUCCAAUCGCUUUCGAAUAAGAUAAUCCAUUUUUUCUGUGCCGUGAAAGUGCUAUUUGUACCACAGACACUACUUCAGAAUUGACUCAAUUCGCUUCUUCAAUGUCGCUUAUUUCGUUAACGGAAGGUUGUGAAUAAAGUGCAACGAAACCUACGUCACCACACAUACGGACGCGUCCUGUGUGUCUCCAUUCCAUAUCAUUCGGAUAAGAUCCAAUGUUUGCCACCUCCGCUACGCUGGCGAUAGCGGAACGACGCACGACGACGAUGGACCGAACGGAACAUUUGCUCGGCCUGAAGAAGCAUCGCAACAUGGCCACCGGGCUCGAUACGACCACAAUGGGUGCUUUGGCAACUAGCGGCAAGUUUAUGAUAUCGCACCUGCAGCCACACGAUCAACUACCGCACCUGCCGAAACCGGUAGAUCACUACCCGCAGCAGCACGGCCACAACAACGAACCUGUACUCGGUACGUACGACAGUGCGUCUUUGGCCACCAGCAAUCGGUACGGGCACAAUCUGCUACGCUUCGAUCCCGGUUCGAACCCUUCCUCACAAACGGGUUACUACGCCGACUAUCAUCACUCCUACCACCAGCCGUUACCGGCACGGCCAUACAGAGCACCCGGAGCGCAACACGCCCGAUCGCUACAUGACCCAACGACCAGGUCAGUGAGCGAACGACUGAACAACUGCGACUACCGGAGCGAACGAAACCGGGUCGCUCUGUACGGUGGGUACAGCGAACCGGACCGCGUUCGUGGCCCCGUUGGUGGUAUUCUAAAGAAUAACAUCACCACAAGUGGGAACUACCAUCAUCCGCUGCCACCAUCCACCCACAGACCACAUCCACUAAUUUACGACCUGAAGCAGUAUGAGCAGUAUAAUAACGCUCGUGACCCUUACCGUACUUCACACGGUGUCAAAAACACCAACAGCUCCGUCGACCAGAGCUACAACGUGAACUAUAGCCUAAACUUUACGAAAAAUCAGUACAACAUUCUCAUCUCUCCACCGCUCCAUCCGGAUCUUGGGCCACGAGUUGCGGUUCCUCCGUACGAGGAACAUCCCGCACCCGCAUCGACAAACCGUGCCACUUCGACCAGCGAUACCGCACGGUCAAAGCACCACAAUCACCGGGAACAUCCGUACCCGAAGUCCAAUCAGACGAAACCGAACGGUACUACGGUCAACUGUAACAAGCAGUCCGGUCGGCAACAGCACAACCAAACCAACCCCGGUGAACCGGGUGUGAUACUUUCGGAAAAGCAGUUACUAGCCCAGCAGGAGGAACUUGUAGGCAAGAUGCAGCGCGAAGAAAUCAUCAUCGAGCACAGUCAGCUGAUGGGAGGCGAUGGAACCGGUCCAGGUGCUAUCUUACAUCCCGGUCAAUUGCCGUACGAUCAGCGCCGGGGUGAUGCCACUUCCGGUGUCGGAUCGAAGGGUUCCGGUGCAUUCAGUGUACUGACGCAGGGACAUCAUUUUACACAGAUAAUUGCUGCACUAGCCGUUUCGUUGGGACCUCUAGCGGCCGGUCUAGGGAAGGGUUACUCCAGUCCCGCCAUUGACAAUCUACAGGAGCUUCAAAAUAUGAAACGUGGCAACUACACACACUUCUCCGUGAACGAUCAGCAAGUGAGCUGGAUCGCCAGCCUUUCCCUGCUCGGGGCCCUUUUUGGUGGCAUGUUCGGUGGGCUGGCAAUGCAGUACGGACGGAAGCGUGUCCUCACGCUAAUGUCACUUCCGUUCUCCAUCUCCUGGAUACUGACCAUGUUCGCGAAAUCGGUAGAAACCAUGUUCUUUACCGCGUUUGUCGGUGGGUUUUGUUGUGCGAUUGUCUCAACCGUGGCGCAGGUGUACGUCAGCGAGAUUGCGUCGCCCGACAUUCGAGGGUUCCUCAGUGCCAUCCAGAAAAUUGCCGGACACUUUGGCAUGCUCAUAUCGUAUUUGCUCGGUGCGUACCUUGACUGGCGGCAGUUGGCAAUGCUGAUCGCGAUGGCACCGAUUAUGCUCUUCAUAUCUGUGAUCUACAUACCGGAAACACCGAGCUUCCUAGUCUUAAGAGGUUGUGACGACGAAGCACACCGGUCACUGCAAUGGUUGCGAGGACCGCACAAAAAUGUAGAACUGGAACUGGACACUAUCCGCUCGAAUGUGCGUACCACACGGAUGAACUUGCUCAAUCGUAUCAGUACCUCAAAUGGGACAGUUGGUACCGGCGGUGUGACAGUAGAUGGAGCCACGGGGCAAUCGAUACCGAUCGGCAAUCAUCGCCGAGGACUUCGGUACUACCUCGAGAUGAUCUCCUUCGAGGCGAUUGUUUCGAACGUCAAGUCAGUCCUGCGUAACGCCCGUCUAGUCAAGCCUAUCCUCAUCACGUGCGGGUUGAUGAUUUUCCAACGUUUCACCGGCGCUAGCUCAUUUAAUUUCUACGCCGUCACUAUCUUCCGCAAAACUUUCGCCGGUAUGAACCCCCACGGUGCUGCCAUCGCAGUUGGGUUUGUGCAGUUGCUAGCCUCGAUGCUUUCCGGGCUACUUAUCGACACGGUGGGACGCAUUCCACUGCUGAUCGUCAGCAGUAUCUUUAUGUCGCUCGCUUUGGCCGGUUUUGGAUCCUGCGUCUACUAUGGCGAAACGAGCAAGAUGCUGAUUGCCGAAAGCGGUGUACUGUCGGACGUCAGUAUGGCGUCGGGACAGAACGAUUGGAUACCACUGCUCUGCGUGCUCGUCUUUACCGUGGCCUUUGCAUUGGGGAUAUCGCCUAUUUCCUGGUUGCUCGUCGGUGAACUGUUCCCGUUGGAGUAUCGUGCCGUUGGUAGCUCCAUUGCCACCAGCUUCAGCUACUUCUGCGCCUUUCUCAGUGUUAAAACCUUCGUUGAUUUCCAGAGCUUUCUGGGUCUGCACGGUACAUUUUGGCUGUACGCGUGCAUAUCGUGCGUUGGACUGUUUUUCGUCAUAAUGGUCGUGCCGGAGACCAAAGGCCGCGACCUGGAGGAGAUGGAUCCGCGCUACGUGCGAACGUUAACGAUCAAUCGAUGAGACAUGGGUACCCACGUAGAGUAUUUAGUAUAGUAUUUAAGGGACCGCUUCCUUUCCCAUCUGCGGCACGCUUUGAUGGUCGGAAGGACUACCGUACUCGUGAAAUUCGUGCUCGUACACAGUUCCGGCUGUAGACUGUUCCUCUGUAAAUGUAUAGUUUGAAUCGAGAGCCAACUAAGCUGACAGAUGUGUGCUUUACUAUCUGAUCGAUGCACAAGUAUUAGUAAAGGUAAAGUCAACACCAACCAACAGAAGAAGAAGGAGAAAAAACUCCCCUAAUCAACCCUCAGCCGUUGCAAAAACGGUGAAGCAUUUACUAGCAAACGAUAGAUGGUGUUUUGUAUUUCUGUUCUGAUCACCUCAAAGCGUGUGUUUUGUUGUGCUUUUCCUCAAAGACCAACACCCAAAACAUGUCACUUAACUACUCGAAUUUCUUAACAAUCGAGAGCAUGUGUUCCUAAUAGAUUUUCGUUUGCAUUGUAUUGUGAUCCACUUGCUGCUGUGGAUGCUAGACGAGCUCCAGUAGGUUGAGGAAUAUAGAAAUUAGACAAAAACAAAUCUAUCAACGAUCAAAAUAGUGAAACUCGUCCAGUCAAAACUGUUAUAAAAAUAUGGAGAGUCCUAUCACAAGAAGGAGUGGCCAAUGCGGUCAGAGCAAAACUGAUGUUCCCGGUCAGGAUCGUCUGAGUCCUUGGACGAUAGAGACAGAGAGACAAUAAUUUAUAUCGUAGCAAAAAAGAAAAGAAAAAACAGAGAGAAAUCAAUUAUAAUAAAGUUUAAUAUAGGCAGGGCAGUAGGGUUUGGAACAAACGCAUGCUGGUUUCCAGUUACAGCCCGGUAAGUAAUAAAUAUAUACAGAUCUAUUAUACAUACUUAUAUACAUACAGAAUCAAAAACCAGACUGGCCAGUCGCCGGCUUCGGUCGCAAGAAGUAUUUUUAAAAGCUAGAAAUGGACGAAACAAGGAGGAACAAGAAACAAUAACUUAUACAGAAGUAGCGUAUGCGCUUACUUAUAACCGAUGCUUUGACAGUGCAACGUAGUGGACGACGCCUAGAACGAUGGCGGCUAAAUGUUAGUAAGAGGAAACACGCAAAUAAGCCAUGUGGCUGUUGCGUCUGUUUGUCCUCUACUCUCUAGAAGCAACUACGUAUAUUUGCAUUUUCGUGGCCCCAAUUCCUACUUCAUGCUAGUGUACAUAUACUACGGUGCGUACUUAAUACGCCAUAUAAUGCCGGCAAAGCCGAAUAAGAUUUUAUAAAUCGACAUAUCUUCCAACAUUAGAAAACAUGCACAGGAGAGAAGGAGUUUUUGUUUAAAUUGGCAAUCGAAUUAUAUCGUGUUGGACAAACGUUCGACAUAAUAUUCAUUGGAGCAAGGUGUAAUAAUUUGUUGGUCAAGUUCGACUAGGUUGUUGUGUGGCAUUUUUAAUAAAACAGCAACAAUCGAAUCGAAUAGCGAAUAGCGAUGGCGCAGUUACGUAAAAUACAUCUUAUAGAUUAUUUUCUUUUCUGCUGCUAGACCCGUAAUAUCUAUCUACCUGAUGUUGAGACACUUACACACUGUAAUACGUAUCAGUUCUAGCGUCUGUACGAGUACAGUCAAGUACAACAGGAGUAUAUCAAUUUUCGAUUAGUACAAAGAUGUUAUAUCAGUAAAGGAGCAUUUCUUCCAAGAAUCUCCCCCCCCCCCCCCCAAACCCUUUGUUUAAGGUGUCCUACAUCAAUCACUAGAACAGAUGAUCGAACAAACUGUAGAAGGAAAUCGACCAACACAUAUUCUCGAAUAAUCUCAAAUACUAUAUCGUACAAAAACGAACCUCCUUUUCUCGAGUCUCGUUACCCAUUUCUAGCCUGUUGUUUCCUGUUCUAACGUGGCUCUAUAUCUCUCCCCAACUACUCUUACCUGUUGCACACUUUAAACAGUUGUUUAAAUUUCAUUUCUAAAAACACAAAACUGAUAACAAUUAGUGCAACAUUUUAUAGACAACGUAAGCAAAACGAUACUUAACACAGCGUACAUCGAUCGAACAAACAAAAAACAAAAGGCGACAAGCAAAAAUAGUGCGCCGUACUGGAAAGUCAUGACAAUAAGACAACUUAAAAAAAUCAAA